AUGAUUCCCCACGACGACAGAGUUACUGGACAGACGCGGGAGCAAUAUGAUGCCAAUACGGGUGCCGAGGGCCUUGACGAUAGGCCUCAUCAUCAGCGUGGAUCAAAGGAGAUGGACUAUGGGCGCAAACGUAUAGGGCAGGUAGAGAUGCCUAGAGCCGUCCAGGACGCUAUCCGAGCAAUACUCGAUGAACAAGACAAGUCGCUAGUCAGAACAGAUGCACUCAGGUUGUAUGGAUCGCUGAGCGGAUCUGGGGAUGUGGGGUCUAAAGGCGACAAGCCUGUUCUGGCGCACAUUUUGGAGUACGGCUACCGAGAGUCUACGGCCUACAUUGCUGCAAUAGCGCCUACGACCUACAGUGCGAUCAAAAACGUGCUCGAGGAAGUGAAUCGACGUAUUCCUGACCUGCAGCCCAAAACCUGCUUGGACUUUGGAACCGGACCCGGAACAGCCAUUUGGUAUGAAAGACAACUCAGGUACACGGGAAUUGAUGCAUCCAUGUCCAUGUUAGAGACUGCGGAGGAAAUUUUGGGCUCAAUGGCGACAGCGGGGGUGGCUAUUCCCAAUGUCACCUUUAAACCAUUCCUCUCGCAUGGGUCUCAGAGCACAAAGCACGAUGUUGUUAUCAGCGCGUUUACACUGAGUGAGCUCACAACACCUGCGCUCCGAAAGUCGACACUGGAGCACCUUUGGGAUUCGACGAACGAUUUGCUGAUUCUGAUUGACCGUGGAACGCCCAGUGGAUUCAAAACUCUUGCAGAAGCGAGGGAGCAGAUUUUGGGCCUCGACCUGGAUCGUUGCCCUCAUGAUAAGGUUUGCCCUAUGUAUACGUCUUUGGCACGUGACUCUCAAUGGUGCCACUUCUCUCAAAAGGUCCAACGGCCCGACUUCCUGCGCAAGACAAAGCAUUCCAAGGAGAAUUUCGAGGACUCCAAGUACACAUAUGUCGUCUUGCGCAAGGGAGCUCGUCCAGUGUUUACCCCAACAUCAGACAUGUUUGCAGCCUCACACUUGUGGUCCCGCAUUGUUGUACCGCCGCUCAAGAAGGAUGGACAUGUAGUGAUCGACACAUGUGCAGCUAAUGGAUACCUGGAACGCAUUAUUAUCCCUAAAUCGCAAGGCAGGAUCCCCUACAGAGACGCUCGCAAGGCCAUGUGGGGUGAUCUAUUCCCACAUGCGCCCAAGAACAAGCCAGUGAGGAAAGAUACCGUUAAGAACAUGACCGACGCCGAUAGAGAGGGAGACGAGGCAGCAGACGAGGAUGGGAAGAGCAUCAAGAGGAGACCGCUGGGAGUCGGUUCUGAAGCGCUUCAGAAGCGGGCAAAGCAAAAGGAGAAGAAGCAAAGUCGACAGAAAGUUUCGUUGGACCAGAUUGAUGGCACCAAGAGCAGUCGAAAGGGCAAGAAGGGAGGCAAAGACGAGGACGUCUUCCUUGAGCUGUAA
Gamsiella multidivaricata is the source of this 1443-nucleotide messenger RNA. RefSeq names its product mitochondrial small ribosomal subunit Rsm22-domain-containing protein. The coding region runs from base 1 to 1443 and encodes 480 amino acids. NCBI's taxonomy places the organism in Eukaryota, Fungi, Mortierellomycota, Mortierellomycetes, Mortierellales, Mortierellaceae. Gene Ontology annotation, biological process: translation. The transcript has 8 exons. Gene Ontology annotation, cellular component: mitochondrial small ribosomal subunit. Gene Ontology annotation, molecular function: methyltransferase activity; structural constituent of ribosome. The record is from RefSeq and is a predicted model, not a curated record.